AUGGCCCUCCACCCGCCGAACGACCCCUCGAAGCUCAUCUUCGCCCCCGCAGGGUCCGAAGCCCACGGGCAGGCGGCGCAGUUCACGUCGCCAGCCCUGCACCGCGGCGACCUCGACCCGACGUCGCCGACGGCGCAGUUCCACGCGUGGUUCCAGGCGGCGCAGGCGGCGCCCGCCGUCGCGCACCCCGAGACGUGCACGCUGGCGACGGCGCACCUGCCGUCGGGCCGCGUGUCGGCGCGCACGCUCUACCUCAAGGAGCUCGACGCCGCGGGCGCCUACGUCGUCUACUCCAACUUUGCCACGUCGCGCAAGGCCGCCGACCUGGCGUCCAACCCGCGCGCCAGCCUCGUCUUCUGGUGGGAGGCCCUGCAGCGCCAGGUCCGCGUCGAGGGCGUCGCCGACCGCGUGCCGCGCGAGCAGAGCCAGACGUACUACGACACGCGCGUGCGCGGCAGCCGCCUCGGCGCCUGGGCGAGCCGCCAGAGCCAGGUGCUCGAGGCCCAGGGCGACGGGGACGACGGUCGCGCGCAGCUCGAGGGCUGGGUCAAGGAGGUGGAGGCCCGGUUCGACGGCGAGGACAAGAUUCCUGUGCCUGAGUUUUGGGGCGGGCUGAGGAUCGUGCCGGAUCGGGUUGAGUUUUGGCAGGGCAGGGACAGUCGGUUGCAUGAUCGCUUCGUGUACGAAAAGGACGGCGAGGCCUGGACACUCAACCGGCUGAGCCCGUAG
Verticillium dahliae VdLs.17 is the source of this 729-nucleotide messenger RNA. RefSeq names its product pyridoxamine 5'-phosphate oxidase. The transcript has 2 exons. Gene Ontology annotation, molecular function: pyridoxamine phosphate oxidase activity; FMN binding. Gene Ontology annotation, biological process: pyridoxine biosynthetic process. Lineage: Eukaryota; Fungi; Ascomycota; Sordariomycetes; Glomerellales; Plectosphaerellaceae. The record is from RefSeq and is a predicted model, not a curated record. The coding region runs from base 1 to 729 and encodes 242 amino acids.